Molecule: messenger RNA, 4326 nt
Organism: Polyodon spathula (Mississippi paddlefish)
Lineage: Eukaryota; Metazoa; Chordata; Actinopteri; Acipenseriformes; Polyodontidae
Product: lipase member H-A-like
Exons: 10
Coding region: 2613-3974 (453 amino acids)
Molecular function (GO): lipase activity
Source: RefSeq, a predicted model, not a curated record
GGUGUGACAUGACUCCUAGUAAAACCAGGAGUGGAUCAAACUGCUGUGCACCGGGAGUCUUCUUUCCAUCCCUGUGGUUAGAUUGAUAAAACAAGCCUCUGCUACAGUACAGUACUAGGGUCGUACGACCUCUCUUGCAAUGCCUGCGAGUCUCUGGUCCUAGGGAGGGUGCUGUUGUAACCUUCUAAGUGGCAGCAUUAUUUAGAUCUUAAAAACGAGGGGUGUUUCUCUAUAUUCCCUGUAGAAGCCUUUUUUAUGCUUGUGUCUAAGGUGUUGAGAUAAUCACUGAUUUUUUUUAAAAUAAGAUCUGUAUGAAGAGAUCUUGUCUAUCACCUUGUGUUUUAGUUUAGUUUUAUUAUUUUUAAUCUGAUUUCUGUCGGGAGAGUGCGUUGUGUUUAUACUUGGAACUCUAGCUACCUGACCCUGUUUUUCUGGGGUGGGGGUGGUAAAAAUGUACUUCAUCGCUAUGAAAGGCAGCGAUUUCUCCUCUCAAAGGGGGUGUCUAGUGCAGCUGGGUUGAGGCAGGGCAAGGGCGCAGAAGACCUUGCUCAACUCAUCUGGGCUGCUGCUGUUGGCAUGCCAGCAAAGCUAACCUGAUCCUGCGAUGGGAUAGCAUGUCUGUGAGCACGGGAGCCUUAUUAAUUACCGUCGCGUCUCUGCCGUGCAGAAGUCCAGUACAGUCGCAGGGAGAUUUUAGUGAGCGUUUUUAGUUACAUUUCUGUUACUGAUGACACUAUUAAAAAGAAGUGCCAAAACCUGCUAAACUAGCAGUGGGGUUUGAUAAAAUGUGGAAAGCGCUGCGUGGAUCGAGGGCACAGCUGCCGCCCCUUGCGUGGCGUACCCGAGAGCAGGGUGCAUGGGUUCGAGGUGUUGGUACUGCCCCCCUGUGGUGUAAUGAGGUAGUGCACUAGAAGGCAUUACAAUAACUGUUCAUUCAAACAGCGCUUCGGAGCUGAGAUGGAAGCCCUGUUGCCCGUUCAAAAUCACCUUUUGAAAAGCAGUGUCACUGUUUAGAAAAGAAACGUUGUGCUUGUUUUGUGUUUGAAUGAUUUGUAUGUGAAUAGGAAUUUCUGAUCCCACCCGCGUGCACGGGUCGGGUUGGCAUUCCCACUGUGCCUUAUUAAAGUCAGCUCAAGGAGAGUGUGCUGAAAUGCAUUGUGUGUGUGUGUCUGUCUGCCGAGGCAGUGAGUUUCAUUAUCUAACGCUUGUAACUGUAGUAGUGUAUUCAAUUGAUCUAAAUGCUGGUGUGAUUGUAAAAUUAAAUGCAUGCUAGUUUCUUCCCUGGCUUAUUUCUGCUUGGAACAAUGUGUCAAAACUUUCAUGAACAAGAUGUAUGUGUUUUUUUUAUUGGUGGUUGGUAUUCAAAUCUGCCACUAUUUUUAAAUCAAUUGAACAGAACUCAGUAAGUCAUUGAAUCUAAAUAAAAUCACAGAAGCUGACUGUGUGUGUUUUCUGUGUUUUAAAUUAAAUGAAAUUUAAGUCUAAAAUGUGUUCUUUUGGAUUUCCGACAACCUGUAGCACCCAGUGCCUGCAUCUUGUACGCAGGGAAUUCAUUGUUUUAAAUUAAACAAAAUGUGGAGAAAGAAAUCCUGGAUUGGUCUGCUGCUGUCUCUUCUUUUUCUCUUGUUUUUUAAGGUUUGUUAGGAGCAGGUCACUAGCUGUGGUUCUUGUGCCCAGGGGUGUUUGUGUAGGAUCGGGGCAGUAACCUUUUGGAAUUACCGGUACUGUCUCUGCUUGUAAAGGCACGGCCGUGUGGUGUGCAGGGUGAGUCGUACAGUCGGGAGCGCAGGCUCUCGUCCGGGCUGUGUGAAGUCGCUGGGGAGUCUGGAGGGAGGCAAAACGGGCAGGGACUGCUCCUCCUCUGCUGAGCUCGGAGCGGACGCUGGCAGGGCUUGUCCUCCAGAGGUAGGUAGCUUCGCUGACAUCCUCUCCGGAGUAUAGAAGAGGAUCCGAGGACGCCCACUGACCCUUCGGUUCUCCUGAGCUGUGUGGGGAAUUGCAGCGGUGAGGGGAAAAAUAAUAAUUGGACUUUCUAAACUGGGGGUAAAAUAAUUGGGCACAAUUUGGGCACAAAAUGUGUUCUAAAGGUUCAAAUAAACAUCACUAAUGAUAACCGGCCAUGUCAAUAAAACACAUUCCUAAUGGAUGAAACGGACUGUUCCAUUGCAAUUACACUGUAAUAAACUUUCUGUCUUAUUGGUAAUUCACAAAACCAUAUUUGCUAACCCUUUAGUUUAAGGACCGGUGGUGCCAAUGUGCUUAAAACAAUAUUAGACAUUUUCAGCUGCUGUAUGACAUAAAGCUAUAGUUGAGAUGCGACCAAGACGAAACCAAAAAAAAAAAAAAAAAAAACGACCCGCCCACACACUCUCCCCACUAGAAGCCUCUGACAAACUGAGCAUUUAAUAUAACAAUCGACCAGUGUCUGUGGAUUUGCAUGAACGAUGUCACCUUCGCUUCCCCUGCAGAUAAAACAGGUUUCCGUUUCUAGCGAAGGGGCUAUCUUAAUUCGGCUGCUCCCUUGCUGUCUUUAUUUAAGCAGCACUGCAGUUGCUGUUCUGGGGUCAGGCUUCUGGUUGUAGUUGGGUGCUGUGGACUGAAGAGGCUUGAAGAUGUCCAGAACUCUGCUUUGCCUUCUCCUUCUGCUUGGAGGUGCAACAGGCGGCGAGUCCCACUGUCAGGAUUUCAGAAGAAGAGCGCCGGAUUCUCUCUGGAUGAGCGUUUUGGGGUUCAGUGCUGGACAGGGCCCCUGUGGGGUCCCUCUUAAUGUAUCAGGGUCCUUGUCUGGGUACCCCUGGAACCCGCGGCUGCCUGUCGUUGUGAUUCUCCACGGCCGCCGCCCCCCUCAAGUCAGACCCCGCUGGGUGGGGGUCAUGGCCCAUGAGCUGCUCUCCGCACACCAGCUCAAUAUCCUGGCCAUCGACUGGCUAGCUCCUGGCAACCAGAACCUGCGCACAGCAGCCACGCAGGCAGGCAAGCUGCUGGCAGGGCUGCUGCGCUCCCUACUGGCUAAAGGCUUCAAUGCUACAUCUCUGCAUCUGAUUGGCUUUGGCACAGGGGCUCACAUCGCAGGAUUCGCAGGGUCCCGUCUUCGAGGCUCUAUCGGCAGAAUUACAGGUUUGGAUCCCUUCGGCCCGUCUUUCCUCCACGCAGGUCCCAGGACACGGCUGGACUACACUGACGCUCAGUUUGUGGACGUGGUCCACACCAAUUACAGAGCCAGUGAACCCAUAGCAGCUCUGGGGCUGCGUCAGCCCAUGGGGCACGUGGACUUCUACGUGGGGAAAGGCUAUCGGCUGCCUGGCUGCCCUAAGUCGCUGCUUGGCAGGGAGCGUUAUGUACUGUGCAACCACCAGAAAGCCUACCAGCUCUUCACCAGCUCCAUCCGCGCCAGCUGUCCUCUGACUGCGUUCCCCUGCCGCUCGCUGCGCUCCUUCACUAGGGGGCGCUGCACAUGGUGCCAUCGACCAGGGCUGAGGAGCUGCCCAGAGCUGGGAUAUAACACCACCUGGCUGACAGCGGACAGGCCAGUCCCAUUCAAGAAGCUCACCGCCUUUCUGGACAUCACCAGCACCCCUCCGCACUGUGUCACAUACUUCCUGCUGGAGCUGCAGAUCGGGGGCGCUCGUCCGCUCCGGUGCUGGCUGUUUGUCAAGCUGAAGGGGAGAGGAGUGGAGACCUCGGCCCUGCGUCUCUCCCAGUCUGCAGUGACUCUUGCCCCCGGGAAGGUGUACCAGUUCCUGGUGCCGUCGGACAGGGACGGAGAGUUCAGCGAGCUCCUGCUGGAGCUCUACACGAGACGCUUCCUGCAUCUGGAGUGGAGGAGGAGGAGGGUGCACAUUGACGAGCUCGUUCUCACACGACUGCCCAGAGACAACGGGACUGUCUACUUUGCAAACGACAUAGAAGCUGCGGAGGGGCGCACAGAACACAUCCCCCUAAAGAAGGAAAAUAAGUUAUUGACGACACUGUAGAGCUCGGCAGGAGCAGGAAUGAGCGGAGGACGAAGAUGAAGACGAAUCCAGAGUAAAACAACAGAUUUCAAACCAUUUCCAACUUUUCCCUUCGUAUAUGAAUGCAGGGCAGAUGCUUUACACUCGCUGUCCGUCACCUGAUUGCAAUAAACUGCUGCACAAGCACAGUUCUUCCAUGUUGUGUCUUGCUCUUGUUUGUAAUACAAUGCAGUGCCUGCAAGGACACUGUCCGUCCUGCCUUAGCGGUUUAUUUUCACAAAGAGCAUUGAUAACAAAGGGAUUCAAUGUUUUUCUUGGCAUUGGAAUAUGAUCACCGCACCCCACUCUGUUGUGCUCUUUGUCCUGCAUUAAU